AUGGCCGAGCCGGUGCUGGGCACUCACCAGUCGGAGCGGAGGGACCGGAGCAGGGAAAAUGAGCUGGCUGAGGGAAUUGACAAAAGGGAAAGGAGAAGGUCUGCAGUGUCACCAGCCAGGGACAGCACCUCCUGCUCGGGAAUGCUGAGCCACAGUCGGUACUGCAGCUCCGAGCGCGCCGUGCGCUUCCUGCGGCUCCGCCGGCGCCGGGACCGGGACAGGGACAGGGACAUGGAGCCGGGCCGGGACCGGGACAUGGACCUGGGCUGGGACAACGACGGGGACUGGCCGUGCGAGGCCGCGGGGCCCUCGGCCGGGGCGCUCCCGGCAGGAACCGCGGUUGCUGUGCCGGGAGCGCAGGCGCGGAGCCGGGAGCGGCAAUGGCGGAGCCCGGGGAGCGGCGGGGCCGGGCCGGGGUCACCGGGAGCGGCUGCGGCGGGCUCGGAGGGUGAGGAAGCCAACCCUGGCGAGGAGGAAGAUGAGGAGGUGUGGGAGGAUGGAGACAGCGGCCACCAAAGGCUGGGGAAGGCCCAGCUCCAGAGAAAAGCUGCCAAGGAAGAAAGGAAGAGCUUCCCCCAGUGAAAACCUUCCCAGUCCCACGCUGGGUUUGCACACACAGGAGGCUCCAUCCCGGCUGGAAUCCAGUCACAGCCCCCAGAUCAAUGUGCACUUUAAGGUCUCACAGUCUCCUGCCUCUGGACAUGGAAAAUCAGUUUUUCGUUGCCAGAAUCCUCUGAGGCUGAAACAAAGACAAGGAACCUUCUGAGAUGGAAAGAGCCAGAGCAAGUUGUUGUGGGAAAGGAAAAUUAAAUAUGGUAAGUGCUAAAACCUUUGUUCUUCCUGACCUCUGUACUUGACCUCUGUACCUGGGAAUGGGUCAGCUCUGGAAAUUUCCUGGAGACACUGGAGAAUGAUCCCUGGUCUGCUGAAAAGUGGGAAAAUCCCACUGGCAAUUGCAGCCCCUGAGGGAGGGCAAAAAGAGCAGGACCUCAGUCUGUGAGUGUGUGAGAAAUAAGGGAGGGACAAAUCUAUGGAUCAUCCUGUGCCUCAGGGCACCAGGAAAAGCCCUUGACCUAAAAACUGAAGUGCUGUUCCACAGAGAGCCUGGGCAUUGGGCUCAUCCCAGCUUCCCUUCCAGAGCUGGAGGAACACCCCGCAGUGUUGUAUGAGACAUUCCUGACUGGAACUGGGGCCAGCUGGGCACUUUCGUGUUUUCCUGUAGGAUAUGGGCUGUGACAUGAAUUGGCUCCAGCAGGGCCCAAGAUCACUCUGGGGUCUGUGGCAGGGACAACUCCCAGAGCCAGACAGGGAGGGGGACCUGCACCCACACUCCCGAAAAGCUGAGAAGGAAGAACACCUGCCUGCAGCUGGCUGCAGCUCCUGGAGCUCUGGGCUUUCUGGCACACUCAGGGACAUGGGAUAAUGCCAGAAUCAUUCAAACCUUGGGAAUAAUGGGAUUAAUACCACCCCUUGAGCUCCUGCCCAUCGGCCACUGGCUGCAGAUGGUGGUGGAAGUGAUGGAGGCAUUCAGGGAAUGCUGAUUGUUUUUCCCUCGCUUUGGCAAUCUGGUCAGCAAAAAUACUAAUUGAGCUCUUCCAGCAGGGAAACAUUUAAGCAAGAGGUGCUGAAAAAAUUGGAGUUUCUGAUUUCAAGUCUCCAACUUAAAAUCCUCUUUGGAUUGUCACUGGUCCAAUUUUCAUGCACUGGUCACCGUGGCCAGGAGUGUCCAGUCCUGCUGGAAAUGCACUGGACCAGGAUGUCAUUUUCAUUUUAUGCUGGUAAAGACCCUCUGGGUGACCCCCAGUGACUGGAAAGACUGCUCUGGGCUCCCAGGGCACUAAUUCCAGGGGUUCUGUUUUUGGGAAUAGCACAGGAACCCUUCCCUUGCCCAGAGGAGCAGUAAGUGCCUCGAAUCCCCAGGGUGGACCACAGAGAAAAUAACAGGAAUGUGGAAAUCCCCCACACUGGGAGUUUGUGGUGCUCUGAAUAACUUUUGGAUUUAUAAUGUUAAAGGGGGGUGUGGAAUGGCUUCUCUCCUUUUUAUUGUCAUUGUUAUCACUGCUCUUGUUGCUAUCACUGUUAUUAUGUGUUGUCAUUAAUAUUAAAUGAUUGUAUUUGACUGGUUUCCAUUAUUAAAGUGCUC
Camarhynchus parvulus is the source of this 2143-nucleotide messenger RNA. RefSeq names its product pre-mRNA-splicing factor CWC25-like. Lineage: Eukaryota; Metazoa; Chordata; Aves; Passeriformes; Thraupidae. The record is from RefSeq and is a predicted model, not a curated record. Bases 1 to 582 code for a protein of 193 amino acids. The transcript is spliced from 6 exons.